Molecule: messenger RNA, 8369 nt
Organism: Myripristis murdjan (pinecone soldierfish)
Lineage: Eukaryota; Metazoa; Chordata; Actinopteri; Holocentriformes; Holocentridae
Gene: cep290
Product: centrosomal protein 290
Exons: 54
Coding region: 395-7897 (2500 amino acids)
Biological process (GO): camera-type eye development; non-motile cilium assembly; kidney development
Cellular component (GO): ciliary transition zone; centriolar satellite
Source: RefSeq, a predicted model, not a curated record
GUGAUGUUUUCGUUUUUGCCGCGGUUGAUGCCAGCUGUAACCUAGCAGCCAAAACAAUCACAUCAGUCCUCGACCUGAUGUUACCGUUGAGCAAACACUUUCUUUUAGCGCUAACCUAAGAAUAGGACGUUACAGUGUUUGAUGUGGUUACACAUAGUAAGGCUGUUUGUCCCUUCUGGAUGUGUGCUGUCGUUCAUUUUCUUUAAUUUUAUAGAUAUUUUUAACGUUAACCUGGCUGCCGGUACAGGCUAAGCUUUUGAACACAGUUGUUGAGGUUAGCUAGCAUAUCGGCAACAAUGCAUAACGUAAAGUAAACGAGCUAGCCCUCUAACUUCUGACUUGGCAACCUGUGCAGUUCCUGUUAGCAUCCUUAAACAGGCUAUUUAUUGUCAAGAUGCCCACUGCCCUGGAGUGGAAUAUGGUUUUGAGGGCUGACCCAGAAACGCUUCCUGAAAGUGAAGAAGAGAAACAAACCGAAGCCCUCUUCAGUUUACUCCUCCUGGUGGAACAAGGGGAGCUGAAAGAUAAAUCCAUGGAGGAAUUGACCCACCUCUUCAGAGUGUGUCAGGCCCUGAUGAAGAGGAAAUCUCAGGAACUUUUUGUUGCCUAUGACAUCAUCGAAAAUGCUGGGUCAGAGCAAGCAAAAAGUGAGAAUGAACUCCGUGCCAUGGUGUUGAGGCUGGAACAAGAGCUGGAGAUGGCCCAGCGCUCGGGUACAGGGCGAGAUACCCGUUUCAUGAAAGAUGAACUUCAGCAUCUUGAGACUCAGUUGGAGCAAAGGGAAAGGGAAUAUUCUCACCUAAAAAAAGAACUGAACAAAGAAAAGAAGACCAAUGAGGAGUUGGUUGUGCGAGCAGAGGAGGCCGAGACAGAGGUCAGGAAGCUGAAACGAGAGACAAAGCUGCUUAAGAAGAAGAAUGAUCAGCUCCAACAGGAUGUGGACUUCUACCGCAGAGAACUGGAGAAGAAGGAAUCGGCGCUGUCCAAAGACGAGAGCGAUGAGAAACAGAGGAAGCUCAACUCAGCUACUCGCCAGCUCAGUCAGUUCAUGGAGGACCUUCAGCGAGCCGAGGAUGAAAUCGCAGACCUGAAGACACAGAAUGAGCAGUUGCAUAGAAGUCUCGAGGAGUCGGUGAGAGAAAUGGAGAAGAUGACAGAUGAGUACAACAAGAUGAAGAUUGUAGUUCAGCAGACUGACUCCAUUAUGGACCAGCUCAGGAAAGAGAGGGAUCACGCAAAGCUGCAAGUCAGAGAGCUAACAGAUCAGAUCCAGAGCAGGGCUGAGGAGGAUGACCCAGUCAUGGCAGCAGUCAGUGCUAAGGUGGAGGAAUGGAAGAGAGUGCUGUCUGGGAAGGACGAUGAAAUUCUGGUGUACCAGCAGAUGAUUCGCGAGCUGAGAGAAAAGCUGCGCACAGCCCAAAUGGAUUCGGACAAAAGCAACAUUAUUGCCUUGCAGCAGGUCAUAUAUGAACUCUGUGCUGGCGUCCAAGACAGAGAUAAUCAAAUCAAGAUGCUGAGUGAGCAAGUGGAGCAGUAUACAGGAGAAAUGGAGAAGAAUGCCAUUCUUAUUGAAGAUCUUAAGAAGACUAUGAAGACAGACAGAGGCCUGCCAUUGACCAUCCAGCAGAGGAAGAUGGAGGAGCUGAAGUUGAAGCUGGAGGCUGCAGAGAGCAGAGCGCUGGAGGCUGAACGGGUGGCGGAUCUUGCUGAGGCCAAUGCCAAGGACAAGGACAAAGAGCUUAUUGAGACCUUAAACCGCGUGAGGCUGUACGAGUCCGGCACGGAUGGCCUGGAAGCAGCCAUUGCUGAGAUCAAGGAGUGUAAAAAUCAAAUAAGAGUGAGAGAUCGCGAGGCAGAGGCCAUGACCAAAGAGAUCAACCGGCUUGAGAUGAGGAUAAAUGAUGUCAUGGAUGAAAAUGAGGAUUUUCGAGAAAGACUAGGUCUGGAGCCAAAGGAGGAGGUGGAUCUGACAGACUUUAGGCGAAUUAACGAUCUCAGACAGCGCCAGUACAAAGCAGAAAACCAGGUCCUCACAAAAGAGAUUGAACGGCUAGAAGAGGAGAGACUGGAGCUGAAGAAACAAAUCAGAUAUAUGGUGAAGGAUAAAGGGCUCACAGGGUCAAACUUGCGGCUGGAGGAAGAUGGUAGGCACAGCAGAACAAUCCAAACAGCACUUAAACAGAGCACCAGUUAUGCAGAUGAGGAUCUCAGGCGCAAGAAUGAAUAUCUGGAGAAAGAACUGAACAAGAAGGAGAGAGAACUAGAGCUUCACAAAUCCCAGUCUUCACAGUUUCAGGUCAAAUUGGAAGAAUUGUCAAAAGUGAAAAGUGAUCUGGAGGGUGCAUUGACAGAUGUCCUCCGAGCCAUGAGGACUAAUCGAGAGGUCGAUCCAUCACAAGCUUGUUUCAAUAUCCCCAGUUUGGAGAGGUUGGCCAAGGCUAUUGAGCUGAAGAGUUUGACCGGGAAGUCCGAUGCCACGUUGCACCUUAAAUCCCAAAUAGAUCAGCUGGUGGGGAGAAAUGAUGAACUCAGGCAGGAACUAAGGUCGACCCGGGAAGAAGCAGCCAGCACGCUGAGCCAGCUUGCAAGAGCUAAAGAAAAGGUGAGCCAGCUGGAAGGCGAAAUGGAACUGUUGAAGAAGUCGGGCAGCAAUGGAGUUGUUUUCCGGCCUCUGACCCUCCCUGAGGCCUUAGCACCUUCCAGCACGGAGGUCAUCAGUUCCCUGAAUGAGUACGCUAUUCGACUGCUCCAGGAGAUCAGCAACAAGGAAGAGUCAUGCAAGGAGCUCACAGCAGCACUGGAGGAAUGCAAAGGGAAGCUUGCUGUCAUUUGCCAUCAGCAGGGUCUCCUUUAUAAAGAAUACCUAAGUGAGAAAGAAGAAUGGCAGAAGGAGAGAGAAACAUUUAUGGAGAUCAAGAACAAACUGGAGCAGCAGAGAGAGGUGGAUACUGUCAAAAUCCAAGAGUUCAACGACCUGCUGGACAACCUACAGAAGGACCCAGCAGAGAUCAGGAGACAGAUGGGCGAAGCAGUCCGCAAGCUUACGGUGCUGCGGGUGAACGAGAAGACCCUGGUCCGACGCUACACCAUCAUACUGGAGCAGGAGCAGCACCUCCGUAAGGAGAACAACAAGCUGAAGGACGACAGCACCCAAAUGCAGGCCUCUGUGUCUGAGAGGAUAGGCUACCUGCAGAGAUACAAGGAAAUGGCUGCAUAUAAGAUUGCAGCACUACAGAAGGCUUUGGACGACAGUGUCCCCUCAUCAAACCUGGAGAGGGCCAACAAACAAUACACAGAGCUAACAGUCAAAUACCGAGACAUGCUGCAGAGGGACCACCACCUAAUACAAAGAACCACCAACCUUGAACAUCUAGAGAAUGAGAAUGGAUUUCUCCGUGAGCAAAUCACAGCCCUGAACAAAGAGCUGGAGAUCACCAAGGAGAAAGUGAAUACUUUGGAGCAAGCAAGGGAACACAUGAGCACAGCAGGUGGCGAGAGCAGCAAGCACAAGAAGCACAAGGCAGUGGCCAACAGUGAGAUACUGUCUGCCUCCAGACGGAUCACUGCUCUGGAAAUGAAAGAGCUGAAUGAGAGGCAGCGGGCAGAGCAUGCCCACACCAUGUAUGCACACAUGAAGAACUCCCUCAGGCAGGUGGAGGAGCGCAACACAGAACUUGAAUCCAAGUUUGCAGAGUUAACCAAGCUGAAUAUGAAGGCUCAGAGGGUGGAGCGAGAGCUGAGAGAUGAGCUGGCAGAAAGCGUAAGCAAAGCCGUCAGUGACGCCGACCGAGCCAGGAUUGCCGAGUUGGAAAAAGCAGCGGCUGAGCUUCGUAUCGAGGCGUCUAAGUUGCGGGAGGUGUCUGACGUGGCUAAGAUGCAGGUGUCUGCUCUUGAAGCCCGACAGCAGUCUAGAGAGAAAGAGGUAGAGGCUCUGAGGAGACAAGUCCGAGAUUACCAGUCACAGUCAGAUGAGAAGACCCUCAUUGCUAAGCUCCAUCAGCACAUCGUGGCACUGCAGCUCAGCGAAUCGGCUGCCCUGGCCAAGCUGGAGGCCACUGCCACUCAUAUCCAACACCUGGAAGCCUACAAACUCCGCGCCGAACAGCGACUGGAUGCUGGUGAGCGAGCUCUAUACCUCGCCCGCCUUGAGGGCAGCAGUCGUGCCAAGCAUCUGCGGCAGACCAUCCAGUCCCUUCGCAGGCAGUUUGCUGGAGCACUGCCACUACCCCAGCAGGAGAAGUUCUCUGUGACCAUGACGAGGCUGCAUGAAGACAGAGCAAAAGCCCAGGAAGAGAAAAGAAAGGCAGAGGAAGAGAGGAGAAAGGCAGAGGGAAAGGCAGAAGAAUUGGAAGUGAGGCUGCGAGGGCUGGAGGAGCUUAUUUCAACACUAAAGGAUGUGAAAGGGGCACAAAAGGUGACUGAGUGGCACAAGAAGAUGGAAGAGGCUCAUCUGCUGCAGCUGAGGAAGGGCAGGGAGCUGGGGGUCCAGAAAGAGGAGAUCAGGUACCUGAAGAGCCUAGUAGAAGAACAGGAACGCACCAUCCGCUCUCUGGAAGAAGAUAUUGUGCAGCAAAACACACUUCAAGACGCACGCCAGCUUGCUUGGGACCAGCGAGAGGUGGAGCUGGAGCGCCAACUAGACCUGCACGAGAAGCAGAAGAAUGAAAUUUUGGGCACUGCUGGAAAGCUUGAGGAGGCCACUGGUGGUCAACCAGACCCAAGUCUACCUGUUGCACAUCAGCUGGAGUUUGCCAUGGAGAAAAUCAAAGAGCAGGGCCGCACCAUCAUGGAGACAAAGGCCGCUUGUAAAAGUCUGGACGAGAGGUUAAAGGAGAAAGAAGCAGCUCUGUGGAAAGCAGAGCAGAACAUUGUGUCCAGGGAUAAAGUAAUCAAUGAGCUGCGCCUUCGCCUCCCGGCUGCCGCCAAUAGAGAACGUCUCCUAGCUGACAUAGCCAAGCACGAGGAGGGCCAGUCAGAGAGCCAGCCGGCCCUUAAGGUGGCUCACCAGACCAUCAACAACCUGCAGGGUCGACUCGACCAGAAGGAGGAGGUGCUGAAGAAAUACCAGAACCUACUGGCCAGAGCAAGACAGGAGCAAGAGGAGAUCACAAAGAGACAUGAGGACGAGGUGAGAACGUUGCAUCAGAAACUGGACCUGUACACUGACACCUCCCUGGACCGCUUCAAACAGGCCGCAAUGGAACUGAUGAAGAAGCCUUCCAUCAAGGUGCCAACCUCCAAGCAUCUGGAGCGUCUGGCCGAGUUGGAGCAGACUGUGGUGGAACAGGACAUCUCACUCUCCUCCGUCACAGAGAGGCUGAGGCAGGUCACUACCGAGCUGGAGAAAAAUAGAAACGCUGUGGAAACUGAGGCAAAGCGGCAUGCUGAUGAAAAGUUAAAGCUGGAGGAACACCAUGCUGCCCAGGUGAAGGCUGUGUCUGUGGAGACUGAGGAGCUGAGGAGCCAAACGGCCCAGAUGGAGAAGGAGAUGCACUACCUCCGAACCGAGCUGGAGGCCCAGAAGGAGGCUAACCUCCGCUCCCCCAGCAACACCAUGAAAAACCUCCUGGAACGACUAAAAGCACAGCUGGCCCAGAAGGAGAAACAGCUCAAGGCUCUCAGCAAGGCUCUGUUGGAGCUCCGGGCAGAGAUGACAUCUGUGGCUGAGCAACAAGUUAUUGCCAGCGCUGCACAAAAAGAGGACAGUCUCAAUGUCCAGAUGCUAGUUGACAAGCACACCAAAGACCUAAAGGCACAGGUGCAGGAGCUUCAUGAGGACCUUCAGACUUCCAAGGAGUCUGUCAGAGCAGCUAGAGACCGGGAGAAUGCCCUGAAAGAGGAGGUAGAAGGCCUGAACCAGGACUUUCAGCGGAGUCAAAAAGCACAGAGACGUCUGCAGAGUGAAAAGGAAGAGAGAGACCAGGAGAUCCAGAAGCUCAAUCAGCAAAUCAAGAGGCUUAGCAGUGCCCUGCAGAAUCAACCAGAACCAGAUGGAAAGGGGCCUACUGUUGAGACUCUGCAGAAGAAGAUCAAAAAGUUGCAGUCUGAGCUGGAGGAGAGAGCAGAAAGCAAAACUGCUAAGGAUGAUAAGUCCAAAGAAGAAAUAACACGCUGGGAGGAAGGUAAGAAAUGGCAGGCCAGGAUGGACAAAGUGAAGAAUGCAUUGAAAGAGAAGGAGAGAGAGGCAGAGUCCCUCUCCAAACAACUCACCACACUUAAAGACCUCUAUGCCAGAGUGGAGCAAGAGAAGAUUGCACUGCAGAAAAAGCUGAAGAUGGGAGUGCAGUCUGUCGAAACGGAGAAGGAAAUAGACGAGCUGAGGAGGAAGAACUCAGAUUUGGAGAUAGAGAUCCUCACCCUCAGGCAGCUGCAGACCUCACCUCAAGACGCUGCCAUUGGGGAUCUGCUUCUGAGAAACCGCUACCUGGAGGAGAGACUCCAGUCCUUAGAGAGACAGAUGUCCAAAGAGUCUUCUUCAAGACCAUCUGGGAAAGGGUCACCCUCCCCAUCUGUGAAAGGGAUUCGUUCCGUCACAUUCGAUGUUGAGGAUGGGUAUGGCAAAGCGAUCAUUGCAUACACUGAUGGUGUCAAAGACCCCUCUGACCGGCAGAGGGAGCCAAAGCGAAGCACUGAGCAGGAUCGAUCGUCCCCUCAUGUGACCAAAAAGACUUCAGGACGAGGCACGCCAUCACAGAAAGAUCAAGACUUUCGAAAAGAAAACCUCAAGCUGGCCUCUGAGAACCUGGAGCUCCGCCUUCAGCUGGAGCAAGCCAACAAGGACUUACCCCGGCUCAAGGACCAAGUCGCUGAUCUCAAGGAGAUGUGUAAUGCGCUGAAAAAGGAAAAAGCAGAGGUGGAGAAAAAGCUUGCUCAUAUACGUGGACCCGGUCGAAGUGGUAAAACAGUACCUGAACUUGAAAAGACCAUUGGGUUGAUGAAGAAGGUGGUGGAGAGGGUACAGAGGGAAAACGAACUGUUGAAGAAAUCCCAAGCGCCUGCCAAUCAGGACCAGUUUGAAGCCUUACAGCAAGAACAUGAAAUAUUAAAGGCUGACUAUGAGAAAGUGAAGAGUCAAACCGAGGCUGAGCUGAGUUCCAAACUUGAUUCUAAAACCAAAGGAAUGGAGAAGAUAGUGAUGGAAAAUGAACGUCUGCGGAGGGAGAUAAAAAGGGAAAUUGAGGCUGCAGAGAGGCUGAGGGUGACCAACACGAGCCUGGAGGUGACCAAUGCCAAGCUUGAGGCAGAGCUGGAGGAAACCAAGCAAAGGCUUCUAGCAGGCCCGUCCAGAGCUGUGCCAGAGGGAGCGGACAGCAAGAGCUCCAAGGCAUCUGUGGUAACAAGAAUGUUUGAGAACAAAAUGCAGGAGCUGGAGAAGGAGCUCUCCCAGAAGACCUCCAGUCUCUCUGAGCUCAAGCAGCAGCUGAAGGAGCUCAGCCGAAAGGAGGAACGAGCUCAGAAAACUGUCCGGCAACUUGAAGAUGAGGUGGAGAUUCUGAAAAGUUUUCCUGUUGAUAAACGGACAGACGCAGGCCUCGCCAAGGAGCUGCAGGCACUGAGGCUGGCAAACAGGAAGCUGGAAAAGGAGAAGUCAGACCUGAAGGAAAGGCUCAGCGAGUACGAUGAAGGAUACGGUGAGACGUCCUCUCAGCCAGGUCACGGGAAGCUUAAAGUGCUUCUGAGGGCGGCCGAAACGGAGAGGACAAAUCUGCAAUCUGAGGUUAAAAGGUUGAAGAAAGAACUUAGGAACUUUGACCCUGCAUUUUUUGAGGAGAUUGAAGAUUUGAAAUUUAAUUACGAUUUAGAGGUGAAGAAAAACAUUCUGCUGGAGGAACAGUACAGGAAGGUGUGUCGUCAGUUUGGUGUAGCGGCUCACAUUCCCAGUGUGUCCAUCACUUAGUUCUAGUUGUAGUUACAUCCAAAUAGAGUUUUUCUGUUCCUCUAAGAAUGGACAUUAUCUUAAAAGACAAUUAUCACCAGUUUAGAUGGCAGAACAUAGACAAUAUAAUCCUUUAUAAGUAGUCCCUUUUCUAUAUUUCAAAAAGGCUUUUAGUGUGGCAGCAACAUUGUUCAUAACUGUGUUACCUUCCUCAGGCAAUUUGAUAUUUGAAUCUUACAUUUUCCUUUAUUUUGAGGCCGACCGGUUCUUACAACAGCUUAAACAUUCAGAGGAAAUUUUGCGAAAAAUGUCAGCAGAAUAAGUCUUCAGUGAAUGUAAUUACUUUUCUAUAGGGCAGCUUUUUUUUUUUAAUACUGACUUUUUGUUGUGGAGAAGACUCGCAUUGCAGCAUUAAUUUAUAAGAUUUCUGUAAAUUUGUACACCUGUUGCAUGUGCUUCCAUGUACCUGCCAAUAAAGCAGAUUUCAAAUUGA